Molecule: messenger RNA, 4426 nt
Organism: Myotis davidii
Lineage: Eukaryota; Metazoa; Chordata; Mammalia; Chiroptera; Vespertilionidae
Gene: ROBO3
Product: roundabout guidance receptor 3
Exons: 26
Coding region: 1-3939 (1312 amino acids)
Biological process (GO): axon guidance; dendrite self-avoidance; homophilic cell-cell adhesion
Cellular component (GO): plasma membrane; axon
Molecular function (GO): cell-cell adhesion mediator activity
Source: RefSeq, a predicted model, not a curated record
AUGGGGGCAGGAUUGUCUUCAGACUGCCCUCUGGGGAAAUUACAUGCCAGCAGCUUCAGCCGCUACCAGCUGGCAUGCGGGCUUGGGACCACCAAGAAGCCUCCCACACAGCCUCCAACCUGGGCACUGAAAAUUCCCAGCUACAUUCCCUGGCCAGGCGAACUGCUCUUCGGCUUCAACGCCUCGGGGGCGGCGCUCAACCACAGCCUGCUGGCCCCGGGCGAGCCUGCUCUCAACGGGUCAAGGGUCGGGCCCGAGGACGCGAUGCCGCGCAUCGUGGAGCAGCCGCCGGAUCUGCUGGUGUCCCGAGGCGAACCGGCCACGCUGCCCUGCCGCGCGGAGGGCCGGCCCCGGCCCCAUAUCGAGUGGUACAAGAACGGGGCGCGCGUGGCCACCGCGCGCGAGGACCCGCGCGCCCACCGCCUGCUGCUGCCCAGCGGCGCCCUCUUCUUCCCGCGAAUCGUGCACGGGCGCCGCGCGCGCCCCGACGAGGGCGUCUACACGUGCGUGGCGCGCAAUUACCUGGGGGCGGCGGCCAGCAGGAACGCCUCGCUGGAAGUGGCGGUCCUUCGCGACGAUUUCCGGCAGUCUCCCGGGAACGUAGUGGUGGCAGUCGGGGAGCCAGCUGUGAUGGAAUGCGUGCCCCCCCGCGGCCACCCGGAGCCAUCGGUGACCUGGAGGAAGGGCAGUACCCCGGUCAAGGAGGAGGAGGGAAGGAUCACGAUCCGUGGAGGGAAGCUGAUGAUGUCACACGCACACAAGAGUGACGCAGGGAUGUACGUGUGUGUGGCCUCCAACAUGGCAGGAGAACGGGAGAGCGGGCCAGCCGAGCUGGUGGUACAGGAGCGCCCCUCAUUCCUGCGGAGACCAGUGAGUCAGGUGGUCCUGGCCGACGCCCCUGCACAUUUCCCCUGUGAGGUGCAAGGGGAUCCCCCGCCUCGGCUACACUGGCGAAAGGAGGAUGGAGAACUGCCCACAGGCAGGUAUGAGAUCCGGGAUGACCACAGCCUUUGGAUUGGGCGCGUGAGGCCUGAAGAUGAGGGGACGUACACCUGUGUGGCGGAGAACAGCGUGGGCCGAGUGGAAGCGGCUGGCUCCCUCAGCGUUCACGUCCCACCCCAGCUGGUGACCCAGCCCCAGGACCAGAUGGCAGCCGCUGGAGAGAGCGUGACGUUUCAGUGCGAGACCAAAGGAAACCCGCCACCUGCCAUCUUCUGGCAGAAGGAGGGAAGUCAAGUGCUGCUUUUCCCCAGUCAGUCCCUUCAGCCCACAGGGCGCUUCUCGGUCUCCCCCCGAGGCCAGCUCAACAUCACGGACGUGCAGAGUGGGGAUGCUGGCUACUAUGUGUGCCAAGCGGUCAGUGUGGCCGGCAGCAUCCUGGCCAAGGCCCUGUUGAAGGUAAAAGGAGCCUCGAUGGAUGGGCUGCCUCCCAUCAUCCUCCAGGGACCAGCCAAUCAGACACUGGCACUUGGCUCCUCUGUGUGGCUGCCAUGCAGAGUGACCGGGGACCCUCAACCUAGCGUCCAAUGGAAGAAGGACGGGCAGUGGCUGCAGGGGGAUGGCCUCCAGCUCAACCUCAUGGCCAAUGGUACCCUGCACAUCACCAACGUGCAGGAGACGGACAUGGGCGUCUACAGCUGUGUGGCCAGGAGUUCCACAGGGGAGGCCGCGUGGAGUGCCUGGCUUAGGAAGCGGGACGACUGGGGAGAAUUACCAGGCCCGCCCCCAGAACCCAGCACCCCUCCGGGGCCUCCCUCUCAGCCAGUGGUCACCGAGAUCACCAAGAACAGCGUGACCCUGAACUGGAAGCCCAACCCACAGGCUGGGGUCGCAGUUACCUCUUACUUGAUAGAGGCUUUCAGCCAAACAGCUGGCAACACAUGGCGGACAGUGGCAGAUGGCGUGCAGCUGGAGACACACACCGUCGGUGGUCUGCAGCCCAACACCAUCUACUUGUUCCUGGUGCGAGCGGUGGGAGCCUGGGGCCUCAGUGAGCCCAGCCCCGUCUCUGAGCCUGUCCGCACCCAGGACAGCAACCCACCCAGGCCAGCAGAGGACCCACGGGGCGGCCAGCCGGGACUGGCUGAAGUGGCUGUGCGUCUGCAGGAGCCCAUCGUCCUUGGGCCCCGGACCCUGCAGGUGUCCUGGACUGUAGAUGGCCCAGUCCAGCUGGUGCAAGGUUUCCGGGUGUCUUGGAGGGUAGCAGGUCCUGAUGGGGGAAGCUGGACAGUGCUGGACCUACAGUCCCCAAGCCAGCAGAGUACUGUGCUGAGAGGACUCCCCCCGGGGACCCGCAUUCAGGUCAAGGUGCAAGCCCAAGGCCAGGAGGGGCUGGGUGCUGACAGCCUCUUGAUGGCCAGGAGCACGCCCGAGGAGGCCCCCAGCGGUCCCCCCCAGGCAGUGGCAGUAGCCUUGGGGGGUGAAGGCAACAGCAGUAUCACGGUGUCCUGGGAACCCCCGCUCCCCUCCCAGCAGAAUGGGGUCAUCAAGGAAUACCAGCUUUCUCCCAUGGGAUCCUUUCUGGAAGCCUCCUUCGCCUACACGCCUGCAGUGUCCUUCCCACACUCGGAGGGCCUUUCGGGAGCCAGUUCCAGGCCACCCGGGGGCCUCGGCCCUGCUCCCUACCCUUGGCUGGCAGACUCCUGGCCCCACCCAUCUCGAAGCCCCUCUGCCCAGGAACCCCGGGGGGGCUGCUGCCCCAGCAAUCCCGACCCAGACGACAGAUAUUACAAUGAAGCUGGGAUCUCCCUGUACCUGGCUCAGACGGCCCGGGGCGCGGCCGCCUCCCCCGAGGGUCCUGUCUACAGCACCAUUGACCCAGCCGGGGAGGAGCUGCAGACCUUCCAUGGGGGCUUCCCCCCAAACUCCUCCGGGGACCCGAGCACCUGGAGCCAGUAUGCGCCCCCGGAAUGGAGCCAGGGGGACAGCGGGCCCAGGGCCGGCAAAGCGAAGCUUCUGGGGAAACCUGUGCAGAUGCCCUCCCUCAACUGGCCAGAAGCCCUGCCCCCACCGCCUCCUUCCUGUGAACUGAGCUGCCUCCAGGGGCCUGAGGAGGACCUCGAGGGCGGCUCAGAGCCAGGAGAGUGGUGUCCCCCGGUGGUGCCUGAGAGGAGCCACCUGGCCGAGCCCAGUUCCAGCGGAGGGUGCUUGGUUCCUGUGUCCCGAGGGGAGACCCCCUCCCCUACACCUUCCUAUGGACAGCAGUCCACAGCCACUCUCACCCCAUCACCUCCCGACCCUCCGCAGCCCCUCACUGACAUUCCCCAUCUCCACCAGAUGCCCAGGAGGCUGCCCCUUGAGCCCAGUUCCCCACUCAGUGUGUCCCAGCCCACUCUGAACAGCCAGGAGGUGAGGCCUGCUGGCCCCGGGGCUGGCCCCACAGCGGCCUAUCACUUCAGUGCCAGCCCUGUCCCUAGCACCGCCAGCAGUGCCCCAGGGAGAACCCGGCAGGCACCGAGGGAGAUGACUCCGCCACUUCAAGGGCCCCGCGCCCAUCGGAAGAAACCCAAGGCCGUGCCCUACCGGCGGGAGCACAGUCCUGGGGACUUGCCCCCACCGCCCUUGCCGCCACCAGAGGAAGAGACAGGCUGGGCCUCAGGGCUGAGAGCAGCAGGCAGCAUGUCCUCCUUGGAACGGGAGCGCAGCGGGGAGAGAAGAGGGGUGCAGGGGGCGCCCCUGGGGGCCCAUCGGGGACCCCUCCCGGAUGAGGAGGCCUGGCUCCCUUACAGCCGGCCAAGCUUCCUGUCCCGGGGCCAGGCCGCCAGCACCUGCUCCACCGCCAGCAACUCUUCCAGGGGCUCCGGCAGCUCUCGGGGCUCCCGGGGCCCUGGCCGGAGCCGCAGCCGCAGCCGGAGCCAGAGCCAGAGCCAAAGGCCCGGACGGAAAUGCCGAGAGGUGGGGGCUAGGGGUGGAGAAACUGCGAGUGGAGGACAGGGAUGACUGGGAAGAGGGAGAUAGAGAAGGGCUUGCAGGGGAAGUGUGGACAGGAGGCGGCCCAGCGAGUGAGGGGCUGGGGGAGUCUUGGGGAACAGUGACAAAGGGUGAAGGCAGAUGCCACAGUGCAGAGGAGGCUGGGCUCCAGAGAAGUGGGUCGGGGAGGCGGGUGAGAAAUCAGCCUGGCGAUCGCCUCCCGUGGUCUGUUUGCUGUGGGCCAGGCCUUGCCAUCCAGCCUGUGCGUCUCUCUCUAGGAGCCAAGAUAACGCCUGAUGGAGAAUCAGCAGAUCCGUGGGGGAAAGGCUUGUCCCGGGCCCGGAGCCCGGAUGGGAGCCCCUCCCCUGGUAAAUGAGGGGGUGCAAAGAGGAGGAGGAGGGGUCUCUUCCCUCCCGGCAGUGAUGGUGGGGCUCCCUGAGGACCGGCUGAGAAGCCAGGAGACAGCUCUUCCGUUUCCAUCCUACCGACCUGAGACCCGUUUGUAAAAAAGACAAUA